AUGCUGUACUACUACAUCACCUACGUGCUCGGGACGCACGGUGCCGAGCGGAGCGCCGUGAUCUUGGCCGCCGGCAUGGCCGCGGGCGGCACGGAGUCGGUGAUGAACGUGGUGUACAUGUGGCUGUUCAGCCGCGGCGACGGGCGCCAGGACACCAGCGGGCAGGCGGACAGGCGCCUCCUGUCGUUCGUCGUGGCCAUGCGGCUGCUGAACGCCGCCUUCACCGUCCUUGCCAUGCUCGUCCUCACCCCCUCGGUGUACGUGUUCUUGGCAUGGUGCGUCCUCUGCCGAGUCGGUCUCUCCGGGUUCACGUUCUGGAGGGUCUCCGCCCAGUGCUGGCUCGUGGACGAGGACACCCUGGUCACCCCUGGCGCGGAGCGGCGAGAGGCGCGGAUAUUGUCCUCCCUCUCGGCCGUCCAGAACGUGGCAGCCGCGGUUUGCGGCUCCCUCACCUUCUUGGGCCUUUCUCUGUAUGGCCUGAAGACUUGGAACUGCGAGGCGAUCUGCAAUGCUUCCGACGUGGAGGGCAUGGGGCAGUGCAUCACAGACUGCACGCGCGACAUGGUAGAUGGCCAGCCAGACGCGCUGAGGCUCUACAUCAGCGCAGUGAUCGGCCUCUGGGCGCCGCUGUGCGAGCUGCUCGUGGCGCUCCACACCUACAGGUUCCCGAUCAAGGGUGCUCGGCUGCGCCGGCUCUACGCCCGCGUGUCCGAGCGGCGCGGCGACGAGGCCGCGCAGCCCGCGGCCUGGACGCCGGGCGGCCCCCGGUGCAGCCGCAGGGAGGCCGCAGAGCAUUUCGCCAGCUCCAAGAUCGUGCUUCAGGUAGAGCAGCACCCCAAAGAGGGCCUGACAGCUUCAUCAUUGGUCCAGCUGGUGCACACGACAUCGAUCGUCGGUCUGUUCCCAGGGUCGAAAUCACACGCGGUCAUCUUCGACAUGAUUGAACACAGCAUGGCGAGCCGAAGUAUUGCGAGCUCGGUGGAGGCGUCCAGCCGCGCGAGCACACCAGGAGCAGUCUCGCUGAGCAGCAGCAGGAGCACUUCGAGGGCACUGGCCAGCGCCGCCCGCGCCGCUGCGGCCAUGCAGGCGCUGGGCCCGGAUCCGCACGGCCCGCGUGCCAGCACGGAGGCCUCCACGGCGGGGGCCGCGGAGGCCGCCCCGGCAGGCCGGCGGGAGUCCAGCGCGGGGGUGGCCACCGGCCAGCGGGGGCCCGGCGGUGCGGGGAGUUCCUGCGCCGACAAGGUGCAGGCGUGAGGGAGGUCCGCGUGGCCAGGCCACACGGCCCGAGCGGGCCAGGGCUGCCGGGAGGCCAGUGGCCCCUCGCCGCCACGGCGUCGUGGGCUUUGCCUCCGCGCCAGGCCACGCGCCUGCCCAUAUGCUUCGCGGGCUGGGCUGCUUUUUCUGUCCGAGCGCCUUCCAGAGUGUGCUGUGAGCGCCUCAUCUGGUCGCCCUCGCUCUUCCUUUUUCGAUCGUGCCAUGUCCCCCCCACCCACCCACGACGAGCCGAAGCUGAGCAUGCCAGGUUUACAGCGCCUGUCAGGCUUUCCGCAGUAGACCCCCACCAUGCGCCACAAAGUGCUACUGGUGGGUAUUCAAGGAAUUCGCAUGGAUGAACAGGUAAUUUUUGACGCUUCUGACGUCUCUCGUGCGUGGACUCUCGGGAACGCCGUCUCGCACGCUAGGGGCCUGAGACUAAACUCGGCGGACGGCGGGUCAAAGCGCCCGGCCGCGCGAGCGAGAGUUGUCUCCGCCCGCCGCACGCUGGCCGAACCCGCGCGGCUCCAUCAGGGCGAGCGAUGCCCUGCGGCAGGGGACUGCGCGGCGGGGCCGUCCGGGCUCGGAGCCGCUCCUCCGCCAUGGGGGGCGCCGCGGCACGCCCGGCCCGCGGCCGCCCCCCUCCCGCAGAGGAGCGCCGCGGCGGGGAAGCCGCCCGCGGCCUUGAGCCGACACCCCCCCCGCCAGCGAUCCUCCUCCUCCU
This is a messenger RNA of Prorocentrum cordatum, 1978 nucleotides long. The record is from the annotation of a GenBank genome assembly. NCBI's taxonomy places the organism in Eukaryota, Dinophyceae, Prorocentrales, Prorocentraceae.